Messenger RNA from Oncorhynchus gorbuscha (pink salmon), 5629 nucleotides. RefSeq names its product FERM and PDZ domain-containing protein 1-like. Gene Ontology annotation, molecular function: protein binding. Gene Ontology annotation, cellular component: cytoskeleton. The transcript is spliced from 23 exons. The coding region runs from base 257 to 5014 and encodes 1585 amino acids. The record is from RefSeq and is a predicted model, not a curated record. Lineage: Eukaryota; Metazoa; Chordata; Actinopteri; Salmoniformes; Salmonidae.
CGUGCACGCACCUGCCUUGGGACUAGACUCCAACGGAGCUGCCUCACAUUUGAACUGGAAAACCUUGCGCGCGUCGGUGUAUCUGGAUUAACGGAAUGGAUUAGAGAUCUAAGAACGCCUCAUUCCCAAGUCGGAGGAGAUGAAGAAGCAGCACCCUCCUCUUCCUCACCAGGAUGUCCAGAGAGCGAUCAGAGAGGGGGAGUAAUUGGGCCUACACCAUGAUGGAGCCCUGAUACAGAGGACAGAGCACAGUUAAAUGGAGGAGCGGGACAGAAGCCGCUCCCCGUCCCGCAGGACCAGUCGGGUGGAGCAGGUGGUGGGGCGAUGGCUACGACGCUCCAGGGAUUCCAGCAGCAGAGAGCGUAUCCUGGUAGAUGGGAAGGCGGCUGCGGGGGGAGAGUCUAGCGGUCAGGACCAGAAGAACAGCUACCCGGUUAGACUGACCGUCCAGAUCCUACGAGACCCCCUCCUCAACACUCAUGGAAUCACCCUGACACCUCAGACACCCAUACUGGUGCAGGACAUCACCCCAGCGGGGCCGGCUGAUGGAAGGCUCGUCCCUGGCGACCAGGUCGUAAAGAUCAACAAUGUUGCCGUCGACGACCUUACCCCAGAGCAAGCGGCUGACCUCAUCAGGGAGUGUCAGCACUCUGUGAUGAUAACGGUCCUCAGAAACUCAGCGGGACCCAAGUCUUCCUUCAUCACCCCAGAGAAGAGAGCUAAACUCCGGUCCAACCCGGUCAAAGUUCGCUUUGCUGAGGAGGUUGAGGUCAAUAGUCACUCUCAGGGCAACUCGCUGCUCUUCCUCCCCAACGUUCUAAAGGUGUAUCUGGAGAACGGACAGACCAAGGCCUUCAAGUUUGAACCCAACACCACUGUCAAGGACAUAGUAAUGACCCUGAAGGAGAAACUGUCUCUGUCUCGUAUUGAACACUUCUCUUUGGUUCUGGAACAGAAGUACAGCAUCACUAAACUGCUGUUACUACAUGAAGAGGAGAGGAUACAACAGGUGGUUCAUCAGAAGGAAGUCCAUGACUACAGAUGUCUGUUCAGAGUGUGUUUUAUACCCAGAGAACCUGAGCACCUGUUACAAGACGACCCCACUGCCUUCCAGUACCUCUACCUGCAGGGUAUAAAUGACGUGCUACAGGAGCGUUUUGCAGUGGAGAUGCGUUGCAACACGGCCCUGCGUCUGGCAGCCCUGCACAUACAGGAGAGACUAGCCAGCUGUGGACAGUCACCUCGGACCAAACUCAAGAUCAUCACGAAGAGUUGGGGCAUUGAGAACUUUAUCUCUUCAACCCUCCUGAGGAACAUGAGGGAAAAGGAUCUGAGAAAGGCCAUUGGCUAUCACAUGAAGAAGAGCCAAUCACAGGAGCCAAAGCAGAAGGUGCUGUCGGCCAAUCAGGCGAAGAUUAACUACCUGGAGGAGCUGUGUGACCUCAAGUCCUUUGGCGGGAAGUCCUUCAGCGCCACCAUGAUGCUCCAGGACAGAGAGUCAAUGGUGACCCUGUUGGUGGGGUCGCGGUACGGUAUCAGUCAGGUGGUGAACCACAAACUGAGCAUCAUGACCACCCUCACAGAGUUCAGCAGUAUCACACGCAUAGAGCUGCUACCAGAGUCUGACCGCGUCAGUCUGGUCAAGAUAUAUCUACAGGACAUCAAGCCGAUCACCCUGUUGUUGGAGUCAGUAGCAGCUAAGGAACUGUCCUGUCUGGUGGCAGGGUACUGUCGUGCCCUAGUGGACCCCAGCCUCAUCAUCUUCCCCUGGACACAGGACGGCAAGCAGCACCGCGUGUCUGCCGAGGAGGGUUAUGUGUCGCGGGGUGGCAGUGACUCGGACGAUUCCUCCGACAUGGAUAUGGACACUCUCAUCUCCCUUGUAUCCCAGAACAACAAGCGAACCACAUCAGACCCGGUCGGUCUACGCCGGAUUAUGGAGGAGAGGAAAGAGGAGAGGAAAGAGAGGAAGGAGAGAGAGGAGAGGAAAAAGAAUGAGAAGGGAGAAGGAGAACAUGAGAAAAAUAUGAAAUACGGAACUAUGUCUCCACUGAGAAAAAACAAAAAUAAGGAGAGAAUUGAGGAGAAGGUGGGGGGAGUUGGGGACCAGAGAGAGAAAGACACUGAAGCAGGAGGAGAGGUGAACUCUGGGAAACAACGAGGAGCAGAGAACGGAGCAAUGCAGGAAGACGACAGAGAAAGAGAGGAUGAGAGCGCAAAGAAGGAAAGAGAAGGAUGGAGCCCCCUCAUCCCCAGCCUCACCCACGAGAGGGUGCAUCCUCACCCCAAGGAGGGGCAGGAGAUGGUUGACCCCUCUGAGAACCUGAACUACGUUGAGCUCCUCUCAUGCUGGAGUACCUCCCCCUGUAGUCCUCCGGAGGGUUGUGACGAUGAGGAUGAGGAGGAGAAGAGGGUUGAGACUCCGCCUCCAGGGUUCGGAGACAGCAGUUCUGACUAUUUUUCAACCGAGAUGACGAGUGGAAUGACGCAGCAAUCUGUGAGCCUGAGUGACAUCAGAUUCAGCCUGGCUGAAGGAACGAGGCAUGAAAGAGAGGCGGGUAGACAGGGAGAGACCAGCGAAGGAGGAGGAGGGAGAGACAUGUUCUCCAGGCUCUCUAGGAAAAGAUCGAAGAAACGUCGUUCCUUCAUGCAGACCGACUUCACCUCAACAGUCUCCUUCCCUGGACCGGACCAAAACCAGGGGCGGAACAGGAACCCAGAUCACCUUCCUGAUCAGUAUCUGGACCUGGCACAGAACCGGACAGAGAGCUCAGACGAAAGCCAGCAGCUGAGUCUGGACCCAGAACCAUCUGAGCAGUGCCAGAACCCAUGUCCUACUGUCUCCUCUCUGAGCCACGCCGAGGGUGAGGCGUCCCAGCUCGAGUCCAAGCCUAUCCUCGCCAAGCCCAGCCCAGAGGGGUCCCAUCGGGGACCUGGAGAGCCACGUGUGCUUGGUAACCCAAAGGGAAAUCCACGGGCACCUGAUAACCCGAAGGGUGACCUCCAUAGGAGCUCCAGGAACAGGCGGCAGUCCAUGGAGACGGAGCCCGACAUGAUGGAGUCCAAAUCGGUCACGGCCCUGGUGACGGCAGCCUCCCUCUCCAUCACGGCUGUCCGCUGUAGAGUAGAACCAGACGGCAAGGAGAGCCCUGAUCGGAGAGGAGACGGGGAGAAGGUGGAGGGAGAGAUGGAGGAAGAGGAGGGGGGUGGAGAAGCAGGGGCAGGACCAUUCACAUGUGUGUAUGGGAGGGACACAGGGGGUGAACAAGGCGUGGCUGGUGGUGAGGAGAGCGUGACUCCCCUUUCUGAGCCUCCUCCCCCCACCUCUCCACUGCCACCCUUCCCAGCCCCCUCCAUCCCCCACACGGAGAGGGCAGAGAGGGAUAGCAAGGAUGGGAAUGAAACUCUCACCCUCUCUGGGGUGGCAAGCCCCAACAGGAGCUCCUCUCCGGAGACCACCAGCAACGAGACUGAGGUAAUGGUCACCACCGAAACCACCAAGUACGACGAUGUCACAAAGGUGGCAACAGGGGAGGAUUUGAAAGAUUCCGGGGUGGCGUUGGUAGAAUCGGAUGAUUCUGAGGUUACACUGACAGAAUCGGAGGUUGGCGAGGUUGUUGUGGAGACGGCCGAGGCGGAAAUCACGAGGUUGACGGUUUCAGAGGUCAAGGAGGUGAUCGAGAAGCCCAAACCAGUCCCUGAACUACUCUCCCCAGUGGUAACCACAGAGAGUCUGAAUUCCUCUUCUUCUAAUCCUCACCCCAUCAGAGUAGAACCCAAGCCAGAGCCUUGCCUUGAACCCCUUUCAGGCCCCAAAAUGUCUGCUCCGUUGUCUUCCUGCCCCUCUGCUUUAGUGGUGACCACACAGAGUCUGAACGGACCGGGGCUCAGCUUCCCUGGUUCUAACAUGAGAGGACAGCCAUUUGGGAGCAACAGCUUCUGUAAACCCCCAGGUGAGGAGGCAGGCCUGCUGAACACUCUGACUACAGGGUGUGGGGUCUUCACCUCCACCUGUGAGACCCAGCCCAACCAGGCCCACAUGGAAUCCUAUUCGCCGGCCAAGCCUGACUUUGGGUGUAGCUCGGUGCUGGCGUCAGGGUGCGAGACGGUCCUGGAGGGGGUGCAGAUGCCCCUGGAGGGGGUGCAGACACCCCUGGAGGCAUGCAGGUGUCCACCACCGCUGGUUUAUACCAACUGUUUCAGCGGGGGUGACAGCUUCGACGAUGAGUUGACAGUUUACGAGUUCUCCUGUCGGACAAGUUCUCCUCCUGCCUCCCAACCCUCUUCCUCUGCACUGGCCCUCCCUCUCACGACCUCUACUCCUCUCUCCUCUUUCCUCUCCUCCUCCCCUCCCUCCUCCCUCCUCUCUCCCUCCUUCCCUCGCUCCGUCCUGCCCCCCUCCUCCUCCAUGGAGCUCUCACCACUCCUCUCCCCGCUCCUCUCCCCGUCCAACUGCUUCUUGUCCCAUACAAGUCUCCAUGAUGAUAUCAGCCGACUAUGCCACCGCCGCUUCCCACCGCCCCCCGCAGGGUUCCAGACCGUCCGGAGCGACGUGGACGAGCUUCUCACCCUCCUGCAGGGGGGGAGGAUGGGGAGCAGAGGGGGGAGGCACCCCAGGGAGACCUGCGCCACCCACUUCUCAGAGAACAAGCGUCUUCUCCACGGGGAGGCCCGGAGGCUGAUGGCUGGCUGUCAGAAGGUGGUUCGGGUGGGGCAGACCCCAGACGAGAUGCUCUUCUCCCUCUCCGACAGCUUCAGGACCCUGGUGGGCAUGGCCGGCAUGUGCUUAUGGUUCUCUGGGUGCGACCGGUGUGACCGAAGGAAUGCCGAGGCACUGGCGGGGCUGGCGGACGUGGCCAGAACGUACCGGGAGUUUGUGCUGGCGGCGGAGAGGGCGAGCGGGAGGCGGAGCUGUCAUGACCUCAGCACCAAGCUCCUUGCCAAGCAGUGUACCGCCCUCACUGCUUCCGUCUUCUGCCUCACACAGCUGUUCCGCACACUCACCGCGCUCUGAACUGAACCAACGAUCUCUGACCCCUAUAACAACCUGUAGGUUGACCUUUCAAUUCUGACCUCUAGACCCACUACACAGGGUUGCCAUCCAAUCAGUCAGUCACCAGGCUGAGUGGGGAAUGAAUGUGUGAACUGCAACAGGUCCACGUAGUGACACAAACAAAGUAGAAGCACAAUUGAAAGGAGAGAGAGAUGAGACAAGACGGGAUGAAACAAGACAGUUCUAGUGUCCUGUGACAUCAUGGAGAGCCUCUGUGGCAUCAUAUAAAUAAGGAACCUCUAUGACAUCACAAAGUGCCUGUGUGACAUCACAGAGAACAUGUGACACGCUGGAAGACAUAAAAGUGAUGUCAUAACAGGUCCCAAAUGACUGUUCAGCUUUUUUAACAGUAACCUACAGUACACUGUGCUGAAACCACACGAGGGACAAACUGGACAUACGGAGCAUCAUCACCACACUGCAAGAAGCCUCACGCAAUGACAAUCUCCAGACUCAGAGCCAACCUGCUUGCGUUAAUAGAGUAUUUAAGUAACUAUUAUAUUUGAAUGUCAAUUAUUUAUUUGUUUUCAUUCAUAAUUUAUUUGUUUUGAUUCAUUAUUUAUUUGUGUUGUCACU